Molecule: messenger RNA, 414 nt
Organism: Clonostachys byssicola
Lineage: Eukaryota; Fungi; Ascomycota; Sordariomycetes; Hypocreales; Bionectriaceae
Source: the annotation of a GenBank genome assembly
AUGGCCGCAGAAGCGCGGUCCAUGGUUCUGGGAAUGUGGCACUCAAGACGCAAGACAAUUGGCGUUUUGGAGCCUAUCCUCGUCAGGACGACCUUUCCUCAAGCUCAACGUUUGAUAACUUACAUGAGGAUAAACAUGUUGGACUUUUUCGCAUCGUCCAUGUUCCUUGAUGGGUGGAUAGAUGAUCAGCAUGUCUCUACAAUAAAAGAACAAGAUCUGUCGGACAUACUCGUUCAAGGAUCUGAUAUAAGAUCUUGUGGCAUCGACACACAAGGCCUCGCUGUCUGGAGCCGAAAUGUCAUUCUGACCGACAUGUUCGUCGGUCAGUCCCGCUAUGAGGGAGAUCGCUGCCCAAUGAAGGGAGCGGACAAGACUGAAAUAAUCCAAAUGCAGGACAAGUAUAUGCAGGCGUAG